This is a messenger RNA of Prionailurus viverrinus (fishing cat), 1556 nucleotides long. Its product is annotated as P2X purinoceptor 6-like. Gene Ontology annotation, molecular function: ATP binding; extracellularly ATP-gated monoatomic cation channel activity; purinergic nucleotide receptor activity. Lineage: Eukaryota; Metazoa; Chordata; Mammalia; Carnivora; Felidae. The transcript has 9 exons. Bases 70 to 723 code for a protein of 217 amino acids. Gene Ontology annotation, biological process: response to ATP; monoatomic cation transmembrane transport. The record is from RefSeq and is a predicted model, not a curated record. Gene Ontology annotation, cellular component: plasma membrane; nuclear inner membrane.
GAAUUCAACGGGACCCACAGGACCUGUGAGAUCCAGGGCUGGUGCCCCGUGGAGAGCGGCACUGUGCCCAUGAAGCCCCUACUGGUCCAGGCAGAGAACUUCACCUUGUUCAUCAAGAACACUGUCACCUUCAGCAAGUUCAACUUCUCCAAGUCCAAUGCCUUAGACACCUGGGACGCCACUUAUUUCAAGCGCUGUCGCUACGACUCACGCUACAGCCCUUACUGCCCUGUGUUCCGCAUUGGGGAUCUCGUGGCCGCAGCUGGAGGGGUCUUUGAGGACCUGGCAUUGCUGGGAGGUGCUGUGGGCGUCCGAGUCCACUGGGAUUGUGACCUGGAUGCUGGGGGCUCCGACUGUCGGCCCCACUACUCCUUCCAGCUGCAGGAGAGGAGCUACAACUUCAGGACAGCCACUCACUGGUGGAAAGCCUCAGGUGUGGAGGCUCGGAGUCUGCUCAAGCUCUACGGGAUCCGCUUCGACAUCCUUGUCACUGGGCAGGCAGGGAAGUUCGGCCUCAUCCCCACGACCAUCACUCUGGGCACCGGAGCAGCUUGGCUGGGUGUGAUCACCUUCUUCUGUGAUCUGCUGCUGUUGUAUGUGGACGAAGAAGCCCAUUUCUACUGGAGGACCAAGUAUGAGGAGGCAAAGGCUCCGAAGGUGACCACCAACCCCGAGCAGACAGAACCAGCUUCUGCACCCCCGUGCAUGGCUGCCCAGCUCUAGCAGGAUGCUGCCUGGGGGAGCCAGAGAAGCCAGUUUCGUAUAGAGACCUGCAGCAGAACAGGAGCCACAGAGAAGGGGAGCCCCUGGGAUACCCACAUGACAGGGCAAUGGUCCAGUGGGGCUCCCGCUGUGUCUAGGUCUAAAGAACUCUCUCCCAGCCUCCAUCACCAGUGUUUUCAGAGGUGGCCUACUCACCAGCUGUCAGCACUGACCCUCCCACUGGCAAUGGCAGACUCCAGCCCUCCUCCCCCUACCUACACCCCAUCUUAGGUAGAACCCCUCCCUCUCAGCUGUGCCCCGCUGGGGUCUGUGCAACUGGAGUCUAAAGCAAGGUAGAAAGAAGCCUGACAAGAGGGGUCAGCUGCUCCCAUGUUGGGUUGCCUGAGGUGGGUUCCUACCCAACUCUGGGCCUCAUCCAUGGAAUGAGGGGUGUGUAGGAAGAUAAUCCAACCCCCUGGCACCCCAGGCCAGGGCACAGGCACCCUUUGGUCUCACACCUGCCCAGCGUAUGAGCAUCAGCUCCUUCUUGGUAGUAGCCCUUGGGGUGUGGAGGGUUGGGAUGGGGAGGAGAAGGUGAAGAGGUUGAGUUAGUGGUCACUGGAUCCUUUGGGAUCUUCUAUAUGCCUCCUCAUUAACCCCCCAGCCCUGGAACCUGCUCACUGGAGCCAUGGGGUUAGGGAAGCUGUCCAUCUGCUACCCAAGGUUAUAUCUAAGAACCUGUCAGGGCAUCUGCACGUCCCAAAGGACACAAAGACCCCCAGCGGGCUGGCCUGGUAUCUUUCAGGGUCUGAGUCCUGCCUGCUGGAGAAAUCCCCCACCCCCCACAGCCCCAU